Bursaphelenchus okinawaensis is the source of this 1934-nucleotide messenger RNA. NCBI's taxonomy places the organism in Eukaryota, Metazoa, Nematoda, Chromadorea, Rhabditida, Aphelenchoididae. The record is from the annotation of a GenBank genome assembly.
AUGGGUUGUCGUCUGAGCUCUUAUGCUAAGCCUGAGACUGUGAAUGAGGCUGAUCAGGACAAUGCUAGUGGUGCCCAACAACAUCAAAAUAGUAGCGUUGAACAGGGUGAUUACGUGAGUUGUAAAAUUGCAAAGAAAUUUAGUUUACAUGUAGCGUAGGACCGGGUAAGAAAAUGUAAAGUAGGGUAGCACCAUGCCUAUAAAAUUUAUUGCGUUGACUUCUCUUUUUCGUUCAUCCUAAUAUAUUUGUAAUAUUUUACAGGUUGAUGGCGUUGACAUCUCACACGUCAGCAACAUUAGAGUAACCUUGUAUGGGAACUCGUCUGAAUUAAAUGUUUAUGCUUAUACAACCAGUAUUGAGGAUCCCACAAUUGUAUUUCGCGGUGCAUACCAUGUUAUUAUAGAAAAACUGAAAAUGUGCCUCAAGAGGAAACGUAAAUUUAUAUUCUACAUUUGGUUGUUUGAUGAAUGUGUAUGGUCUCCACCUUCAGUCAACGCCAUGGCCAACCUCUUUUUGAGUAAGCUAGCAACUUCUAAAUCUUAAAUUACUUUCAGUAGAAGCCUAGGAUGUGGUAGAGAUCUGCAGAACGGUAGGGGCCUAGGGUACGUCAGGGCCGGCAGUACGGAAUGGACUAGGUACUGAAGGCUUAUGGUUCGCUAAGCCCUAAGGUACGUUAGGUCCUAAAGUACAGCAGGGCUUAAGUACGAUUUAACUUACAGUGUUGUAGAGCUGUGAAAAUCAUAUAAGCUAUUUUUAUGUUUUCAGACACACUGCCGGCAAUAAAAGAUUUGGUCUUGUGUGGAUGUUUAACAAACAUGAACGUUCAAUUCAUCGACUUCUACAGGAAACUUCAUCCGAUAGUUGAGUGUUUACUCAUCAACAACCCGACUAUUGUAAGGUUUCUCAUUGAUCUGCAACUCAAAUCGUUGACCGUGGUAUCGAAUUUGGAUUUUAGUAAGUGUUUAUUUCUCUGGCUUACCUUAACCUAGUUAGCUUUAGUCUAUUCUAUCCGAACUAGCUUUAUCUGGAAUUUACUUAUGGUGCUUUACUCCACCUUUGUCUAUCUUAUCAUACUCUAUCCUACCAUACCUCACCUCAUUCUACUAAGAUCAAUAAAAUUUUCUUUUUCAGGUUGGUUGUCAUUAAAUCACAUUGAAGUGAAUGAGUUUUGCUUUUGGAGUUGUUCAAUGGCGGAGACGCUUUGUCAACAAGAUAUUGUAAUGCCAUCGGUUCGCUCUGUAAAUUUUUAUACCCAUCAUGAAGCUGUUGUUUCAAAGUUGAUUUUGGAAAACAUUCGCAACCUGUUUCCUUCUGUAGAACAGCUUUAUUUUCAAUUUGUGGUAUAUGUGCAGGAUAAUAAUGAAACAAGUAAGUUGUUGAUAAAGCUAGGAAAGGGCUUGGGUUAAUGAUGUGAAACUAAAAUAGACCGUGUGAGAGAGAUGAGCUUUUCUAUGAACGAGAAAGGAUACGGUAGCAAAGUUAAAAUAAUUUUAAAAAAACUCAAACGGAGCCUCUUGUGUUAGGUUAAAAAAGAUUUACCUCUGCCAAAGACGUUGCUACAGAUAUUUGCUUUACCAUGCCCUAAUACAUGUCUUUUUUAUCUUUAUGUGCUACUUUUGGUUAACUAAAAAAUAAAUUUGACCCUCAUUUAAAAAUAUUUUUUGUAAAUUUGUUUGUUUCAGUUAGAAGAUUCGAACUGUUCACCCACACCCGCACUUUGUUUGGCACAUUUGAGAGAAUGAUGAACUGGAACCAAGGAAAACUCAAUACAACCAUUGUCUACAAAGUCUUUUACAACGGCCAGGUAAACAAGGAGUUGGCAAGAAGAAUGACGGUAUAUAUUGGCUACAAAUGUAGCUACGAAAAUGCCUUUGUUCGUCUAGAAGCAUCAAUGUCUAACGUAAAUUUGAUAAUGGAAGUACACAAUAAAUAA